This is a messenger RNA of Opisthorchis viverrini, 642 nucleotides long. RefSeq lists its product as hypothetical. The transcript has 2 exons. NCBI's taxonomy places the organism in Eukaryota, Metazoa, Platyhelminthes, Trematoda, Opisthorchiida, Opisthorchiidae. Gene Ontology annotation, molecular function: mRNA 3'-UTR binding. Gene Ontology annotation, biological process: regulation of mRNA stability. Gene Ontology annotation, cellular component: cytoplasm. The coding region runs from base 1 to 642 and encodes 213 amino acids. The record is from RefSeq and is a predicted model, not a curated record.
AUGCGAAUCCUCGCACUGGCAAGCAUACUGCUCCGCGCUGAGAACAUAAAGAGCACUGCUACAUUCUUUUUUCACUUGUGCCUUUCAGGCGAACGAUAUCCACUGACCGAAAAAAACAACAGUGACCCGGAAAACUUGGGAAAAAGCCUCGAUUCCGCGUAUCAAGGCGGGAUUCCGUAUCAUAUUGGGCCUCUUCUGCCAUUUGAACUGAACUCACAUCCCAAGGACAAACAGCCAUCCGGCCGCGUGUUGCGUAUUUCUCACGCUCUUCGAAUGGCCAUGGAACCUCCAUGCAGUCCGCCUGGCCGGAUGAGCAUACCGAGCCCUAUUCUACACAGACGAAAUAGGACGAAGUCUCAGUCCGAAACUGCUGCCUCUGCAGAGCUUGGAAGGGGUACGGUAGUAGAAUUCUGUCGCGAGAGGGGCCAUGGUUUUAUUAAGCCUGAUGGCGAUGGCGACUCUAUAUUUCUUCAUGUUUACGAUAUUGAAGGCGAAGUCAUUCCGAACCAUGGUGACAUCGUGGAAUACCGCAAAAUGCUGAUACCACCCAAAAAUGAAAAAUAUCAAGCGGUCCACGUGAAAAUUGUGAACUUUGCGCCGGGUAGACACAGAACAUGGAAUGACCCACCUUCAAGCUCUUGA